Molecule: messenger RNA, 1539 nt
Organism: Aspergillus bombycis
Lineage: Eukaryota; Fungi; Ascomycota; Eurotiomycetes; Eurotiales; Aspergillaceae
Product: lipase/esterase
Exons: 1
Coding region: 1-1539 (512 amino acids)
Molecular function (GO): hydrolase activity
Source: RefSeq, a predicted model, not a curated record
AUGAGUACUCUCGGGAGUCCUAUCGCUCUUUUGAAGGCAAUGGUGGUGAGGAUCCCCCUCAUCCUCAAGACCUUGUUUCUUCAUACCAUUCGCUUGUCCCCCGUGUCGGGAAAGCAAGACCUGCGGACAGAAUUAACCGUCGCCAUCAUCCGCUCUUUUAUUGCCUUCACGACGACCCCAGUCGGCAAACAGCAGAAAGGCAGCAUGCGUGACCCGGGCAUCAAGGGUCCUAUGUGGAUUUCGAAAGUGACAUUGCCUCCGCCAGAGAAUGAGGUACAAGAAGCCGUGUUCCAAGCUUUUGAGGAUCUGAAACUGGGCGGCGAGACCUUCGAUAUCCCCGGUGUGGUUCCGGUUGAGGCUGAGUGGACCGGCUACCGGAGUGGUGUGAAUAAGAACGCACCGCAGCCUGAGAUCUCGGAAGAAGCCAAGUAUCAGGAGUUGCGGAAAGAAGCGCAAUCCGACACGGUCAUCCUGUAUUUUCACGGAGGGGCUUACUUGUCAGUCUUCCUGCAUUCUCCUCAUAUCCACCCCGUUCCCUGCUUGCUUGCUCAUAAAGCUGACUACAACAGCCUAAUGGAUCCUUGCACCCAUCGGAUCCCACUCGCUCAUCUGUCUAAGAGGACCGGUGCGCCCAUUCUGUCGGUGCGAUACCGUCUCGCCCCGCAGCACCCCUUCCCCUCUGCUCUCGUGGAUGCUUUGGUCGCGUAUCUGUCUCUCAUUGCCCCGCCCCCAGGCUCUCUCCACGAGCCCGUGCCGGCAAAGAAGAUCAUCUUUUCAGGCGACUCCGCGGGUGGGAAUCUAUGCUUGGUGCUUCUCCAGACGCUUCUGACGCUGCGCCGCGUCUCCCCGACCAUCCGCUUCCACGGGCAGGAGAUCCCGAUUGAAUUGCCCGCCGGAGUAGCCAUGAGCUCACCCUGGUGUGAUGUCACACGAUCCAUGCCCUCAGUCGUGAACAAUGCGCUAUACGACUAUCUUGCCCCGCCGUCCCAAGUUCCCGAGACACUCUACCAGCCCCCCGAUAUUCCUGCCGACGCCAUUUGGCCCUGUCAGCCGCCGCGAGUCGACCUGUUCUCCAAUGCCAACGCAGCCAUCCACCCGCUCGUAUCGCCUCUGGCAGCACGCAAAGAACUCUGGAAAGGCUCGCCGCCAAUUUACAUGAACAUGGGCGAAGAGGGCCUCUCGGACGAAGGACUCCUUCUGGCUCGCAAAAUGUACCAAGUUGGGGUGCCGGUUGUGGUCGAGCAAUUCGAAGGCAUGCCGCAUUGUUUCGGUCUUCUCAUGGUCAAGACGCCAGCCGGGAAGCGCUUCUUCGAUGGCAUGUCUCGGUUCUGCGCGGAUGCGAUUGAAGGCCAUGUUCAGCCAUCCAGUAAUUUAACGUACAUUGGGUAUAAGUUACGGUCGACUCGAGAGAUCCCGUUGGAUAAGGCUGUUUCCUUGACUGACGAGGAGGUUGAUGAGCUAUUGCGCAAGAGUGCUGGAUGGAGGAUGGAGGGUGAAAAAGAACUGCAGAAGCAAUACUAUGAGAAGGCCAAGUUGUAG